AAAUAAACAAUGACGACACUUGUACUUAGUUCAAUUACAUACAAGUAUGCUAAGUGACUAUAUCGCGAUAUAUCAUCGAUCUUCUUCUGGCUUCAGAAUAAUGUAACCAUAUAUCUGAAUUCAAGAUUUCAAAUGACCAUGGCUGUGUUUCUGUAACAUCAUUCAUAGAGACUGUUAAGAUGGCUGGAAAGGAAGCCUUCUGUAUGUCAAAUCCAUUACAACCAGAAAGUAGUCCAGAUGCCAUCCGUCCAUCUUUGACAUCCCUUCAAACCCUAUCUCUGGACGAGACUAAAUCACCAUGGGAUCAAGGCUGCUGCAGUACCAGUACAACCUCAGACAACUCCUUUCCACAAGAGUCUCUUCCCUCGUCAUCGUGGCGUACGCUGUCGUUGGACGAGAAGCUCCUAAGGGGGAGGGGAAGCGGGUCCUCCCACCGUCCGUCCAGUCACGAACAAUGCUGUCGGAGGGUAUCGUCGUGUCAUACCAUCAGCGGAAACCUCGCCCUUGACCCUAUGAUCGCCUGUAAGCUUUGCCUGUGUGAAUGUAAACUACAAGAGAUGCAUCAAAUGCACAUGUGUUCCUGUCUUUACUGUAAAAAGUGUCUUCAACAGUACUUGGAAGUCUUAACAGAAGAGGGCGCUGUCUCUGUUGUAACAUGUCCAGAUGCUGCCUGCAAGGAGCAUGGCAAGAUAUCUGAUGAAGAGGUUCAAUUGCUGGUGGGUGAUGCUUCCUUUGAAAAAUUCAAGAAAGUCAAGUUCAUGAAAGAAGUGGAAUUAGACCCAAACCGUGCAUGGUGCCCGAGGGUAGGCUGUAACACAGUCUGUAAGCAGACAGAGGAGAAGAAGCAAGAAGUGGAACAAGGGAAGAGCAAAGGAAAGAAACUCCUACGCAUCACUGGAAAGAAAUUCAGCUGUUCGAAGUGUGGGCUUACAUUUUGUUCAAUCUGCAAAGCACCCUGGCAUGGAGCAAGACCGUGUAGUAAACUAGCCAAAGGAACUGGAAGCGUUUCAGGGAAGUCCAGAGGAACCUCCCAUAUUCUUGAUAUGUUAGGUAUUCAGAAAGAUGAUUCAGAUGAAGUGGCCAUCAAACGUUGUCCAUUCUGUCACAUACCCAUUGAAAGGGAUGCUGGUUGUGCUCAGAUGAUGUGCAAGAACUGUCAGCAUGUCUUCUGCUGGUACUGUCUCGCCAACCUUGAUAAUGACUUUCUCCUGCGUCAUUAUGACAAAGGUCCGUGCAAGAAUAAGUUAGGGCAUUCCAGGACAACGGUCAUCUUUCAUCGAGCUCAGAUUGUGUGUGUGUUUGCUGGUUUCGGAUUCCUCCUCCUCAUCGCAUCGCCAUUCCUCCUCCUCAUCGCCCCGUGCAUCCUCUGCUGCAAGAGUAAAUGGGGCCAUAUGUGCGAUGACAUGGACGAAGUACCCGAAUGAUAGAUGCAUUGUGUUUCAUUAAGAUGUUCAUAGGUUGCAAAUGACUUCAUGUUGUAAAUGAUACAUCUCUGUUACAUGAAUAAUGAAUCUAUUGUGUUUCAUAAAACAGUUGGUACAUGUAAGUAACGAAUGGCUUCACCCGCCACUGGUGAUCCUCUUUUGUGCUAAAAUCCUUUAGCUGACGUGUACCAGUUGUGCGUGAUAUUGUGCAUUACUGUACAGACACCCUUGCCUAUAAACGCUUACCAGGGCACCGUUGCAUAAAAGUUCCUGUUAUGGUUAUGGUAACUUUGCAUUGCAAUGGUAUCUUACACAGAAUCCUUGAUUCUGAUUGGCUGAUGAGCACUGUUACCAUGGUAGUUACCGUUGGAUGGCAAAGUUACCAUAAUAUUAACGGGGCCCAGGCAUUGUUUUGUUUUUAUUUUCUCCCUUUCUUUUUUUGUCAGUACUUCCUUCACAGACAGAAUAGGACACAUUGGACCGUAUUCUGAAGACGGGUUUAACUUAAACUCAGGUUUAAAGUCGUGGUUUAAGUGUGGACAGCCAAUUGUUACAUAAAUCACUAAUGG
This is a messenger RNA of Lytechinus variegatus (green sea urchin), 1993 nucleotides long. Its product is annotated as probable E3 ubiquitin-protein ligase RNF144A-A. The record is from RefSeq and is a predicted model, not a curated record. Gene Ontology annotation, cellular component: ubiquitin ligase complex; cytoplasm. The coding region runs from base 180 to 1424 and encodes 414 amino acids. Gene Ontology annotation, biological process: ubiquitin-dependent protein catabolic process; positive regulation of proteasomal ubiquitin-dependent protein catabolic process; protein polyubiquitination. The transcript is spliced from 9 exons. Gene Ontology annotation, molecular function: ubiquitin protein ligase activity; zinc ion binding; ubiquitin conjugating enzyme binding. Lineage: Eukaryota; Metazoa; Echinodermata; Echinoidea; Temnopleuroida; Toxopneustidae.